Molecule: messenger RNA, 941 nt
Organism: Rhizophagus irregularis DAOM 181602=DAOM 197198
Lineage: Eukaryota; Fungi; Glomeromycota; Glomeromycetes; Glomerales; Glomeraceae
Source: RefSeq, a predicted model, not a curated record
UUUAUGAUGGUAAUGGAUUUAAAAAAUGGUAGUUUAAGACAACUUUUAAAUAAAAACUUGAAUUGGAAGCAUAAGAUGUUGUGUUUACAAGGUAUUGCACAAGGUCUUAAAAUUAUUCAUAAUAAAGGAUUAAUUCAUCAUGAUUUUCAUAGUGGAAAUAUAUUAAGCAAUCUUGAUCAAGAAUCUUAUAUUACUGACUUGGGAUUAUGUCAACCAGCAAAUGCAAAAUCCUCUCAAAAUAACAAUAAAGAAAUAUAUGGUGUAUUACCUUAUAUAGCACCAGAAGUAUUAAGAGGAAAAGAAUAUACUCAAGCAAGUGAUAUUUAUGGAUACGGAAUUAUUGCAUAUGAAGUUUGUACAGGAUUGCCUCCUUAUCAUGAUAUAGCUCAUGAUGAGUUCUUAGCAAUGAAAAUUUGUCAGGGGUUGAGGCCAAAGUCUAAUUAUAAAAUUCCUCAAUUAAUUUUUAACAUUAUUAAACAAUGUUGGAAUGCAAACCCUUUAAAACGACCUAGCGCAAUUGUAUUACAUAGGUUAAUAUAUAAUUUAUUUUCUGAUAUUAAUCACAAUAAUGUGAAUUCUAUAAUUUAUAGGCAAGUUAAAGAAGCAGAUGAAAUUAAUAAAAAGUUAUUUUCAACAGUUCAAUCACCAUUAUCAUCUACUAGUACACUCUCAUAUACAACACAUUCUCAAGCAGUUUACACAAGUAGACUUUUAGAUUUUAAAAAUCUUCCAGAACCUAAAAAUGCAGACAAAAAUGAUGAUUUAGAAUAUUCAGAUUCUUUAAAAAUGGAUUUUACUAAACUUGAUAUUAAUUCCAAAGGUAAUUUUUUUACAUGUGAUUUUUUUGAUCUAUUAACCAAAUUGAAUUAUUUAUUUUAUUAUAGAUGAAAGUAAUUAAGUUCAGACUACUUUUAAAGGUAUCAUAUCUACUAUGUUUAUUA